AUAAGGGCCUAUAUGGUUCUUUAUUAUUUGACCUGCUAAAAUUUCAAAAAUAAUUGAUGCCUGUUUAUUAUGUUUGGAUCUUGAAAUGAGUAGAGUCACUGUUUCGUGCCCAAAUUUUUUUAUAGCAAUUUCAUUUCGUUUUGUUUGCAAACAUAUGGUAUUUUACUUUGUGUAUGCAUGCCAGAAUGAGUUACACUCAUAUAUAAGGGCCUACAUGGUUCUUAAUUCUUUGGCCUGCUGAAAUUCCAAGCGUAACUGAUGCCAACGUAUUAUGUUUGGAGCUUGAAGAUGGUGGAGUCAAUGUUUCUUCCCCAGAUUUUUUUAUAGCAAUUUUAUUUCGGUUUUUUGUAAAGCGUAUGGUUUUUAACCUUACGUAUAUAUGAUAGGAUUUUGAUUAUUUGGCUUGCUGAAAUUUCAAGUUAACUGAUGCCUAUGUAUUUUGUUUGGAAAUGUGUGGAGUCAAUGUUUCUUGCCCAGAAUUAUUUAUAGCAAUUUCAUUUUUUUUUUGUUGCAAACAUAUGGCUUUUGACUCAGUGUAUAUAUAGUAGCAUGACUUACACUCAUAUUUUAGGGCCUACAUGGUUCUUGACUAAUUGACCUUCUGAAAUUCCACGGAUAAGUGAUGCCUAUCUAUUAUGUUUGGUACUUGAAAUGAGUGGAGUCAUUAUUUUUGGCUCAAAUUUUUUUACCGCAAUUUCAUUUCGUUUUUCUUUUCAAUCAUAUGGUUUUUGGCCUUGUGUAUGUAUGGUAGCAUGACUUACACUCAUAUAUAAGGGCCUACAUGGUUCUUGAUUAUUUGACCUGCUGCAAUUCCAAAGAUACGUGAUGCCUAUGCAUUAUGUUUGAAGCUUGAAAUGAGUGGAGUCAAUGUUUCUUGCCCAGAUUUUUUUAUAGCAAUUUCAUUUCGUUUUUGUAGCAAACAAAUGGUUUUGACCUUGUGUGUGUGUAUGUUAGCGUGACUUACACUCAUAUUUCAGGUCCUACAUGGUUCUUGAUUAUUUGGCCUUCUAAAGUUCCAAGGGUAACUGAUGCCAAUGUAUCAUUUUUGGAGCAUGAAAUGAGUGGAGUCAAUGUUUCUUACCCAUAUUUUUUUAUUGCUAUUUCAUUUCGUUUUUUCUGAAAACAUAUCGUUUUUUUCCCUACGUAUAUAUGGUAGCGUGACUUACACUCAUAUUUAAGGGUCUACAUGGUUCUUGAUUUUUUGGCUUCUGAAAUUCCAUGGGUAACUGAUGCCAAUGUAUUAUGUUUGGAGCUUGAAAUGAGUGGAGUCAAUGUUUCUUGCCCAGAUUUUGUUUUAACAAUUUCAUUUAGUUUUUUUAGCAAACUUAUGGUUUCUGACCCUAUGUAAAUAUGGCAGCAUGAGUUACACUCAUAUUUAAGGGCCUACUUGGUUCUUUAUUAUUUGGCCUUCUGAAGUUCCAAGGGUAACUGAUGCCUAUGUAUUAUGUUUGGAGCUUGAAAUGAGUUGAGUCAAUAUUUCUUUCCCAGAUUUUUUUUAAAGCAAUUUCCUUUCUUUUUUUUUGCUAAGCAUAUGGUUUUUGACCCUAUCUAUAAAUGGUUGUGUGACUUACACUCAUAUGUAAGGGCCUACAUGGUUCUUGAUUAUUUGACCUGCUGAAAUUCAAAGGAUAAUUGAUGCCUAUGUAUUAUGUUUGGAGCUUGAAAUGAGUGGAGUCAUUGUUUAUUGCCUAGUUUUUUUUAUCGCAAUUUCAUUUUGAAUUUUUUGCAAACAUAUGGUUGUUUAGCCAGUGUAUAUAUUGUAGCGUGACUUACACUCAUAUUUAUGGUUGUACAUGGUUCUUGAUUAUCUGGCCUGCUGAAAUUCUCAGGGUAACUGAUACCUAUGUAUUAUGUUUGGAGCUUGAAUUGAGUGGAGUCAACGUUUCUUGCCUAGAUUUAUUUAUAGCAAUUUCUUUUCGUUUUUUUGGCAAACAUAUGGUUUUGAAUAGUCUUAUGAUGAAGGUUUAAAUACAUGUAUUUUUUAGUUUGCAGUUCACGUUGGGUAAGUCAAAAAACUGAGAUGGAUCCCACGAAUUCAGUCGGUGUGGCAUCUAGCACAUAUCCAAAUGUGGGUAGUAUUGAUGAAAUCCCGGAUGGUGGUUGUUGCUCACUAAACAAGAGUCACGAAAUAGAAGAACCAUGUGUAGGAAUGAUGUUUGGAUCAGAGCAUGAUGCAUAUGAGCUCUUUAAGUCUUAUGCAUUCACUAAGGGUUUUGGUGUUCGUAGGGGGAGUACUCAUACCAAGAAAGGUAAACGGAUCGAUAGGGUUUAUGUUUGGUGCAAGGAAGGCUUUAAACAAGAAAAACCUAAUAAAAGUGGAAAGGUUUAUCCUGAGUUAAGGUGUGGGUGCAAGGUUAGGAUGUGCAUAAGUAGUCAAGAAAAAGACGAGUGGAAAGUGACUAGCGUUUUUAUAGAUCAUAAUCAUGAUCUAGUUAGUCCAAGAAAAGCUCGUCUAAUUUACACGCAUCGAUCAUUGUCGAGUGCUACAAAGUCAUUGAUACAUUCAAUGAGCUCGGCAAUGAUUAAGCCUAGACAUAUUCAUGACAUAUUCAUAGAGCAAGCUAGAGGGAUCGACAGUGUCCCUUGUACACAAAAGGACAUUCAAAAUGAAAUAGCAAGCGCUAGAAAAAAACUUAGAGGAGAAGAUGGAAAUUUAAUUUGGCAAUGGCUUUAUAAAAAGAGCCAAUCGAACCCUUCAUUUUUUUAUAGAUUGAGAUUAGAUGAAGAUGAUCACAUUCACAGUAUCUUAUGGGUUGAUUCUACAUCUAGAGUUUCCUACCAGUGCUUCUCUGAUGUAGUUACCUUUGAUACUACAUACAAGGCAAAUGUGUUUGGUAUGCCCUUUGCACCUAUACUUGGUGUAAAUCACCAUUUCAGUACAACUUUCUUUGGGUUUGCACUCAUAUUUGACGAGAAGAUAGAAUCAUUUAUAUGGGUAUUUGAAAACUGGUUGGAAGCCAUGGGUGGACGACAACCAGGCGUUAUUCUCAUUGAUCAAGAUCCUACAAUUUCAUAUGCAGUGAGGCAAGUUCUUUACCAAAGUAAGCAUCAUUAUUGUAAGUGGGACAUAUUUGUGGAGAUCAAAGAAAAAGUGUGUCAUGUCUUGUGCAUGCAUCCUUCUUAUUCAGAUACCUUUAGGAAGUGUGUGGCAAGGCCAACAAUUGAAGAAUUUGAAUCAGCUUGGAAAUCAAUGAUUGAUAAUUAUAACCUGAAAGACAAUGAAUGGCUAAGUAGGCUUUAUGGUUGUCGCAUGCAAUGAGUUGAUGCAUACUUGGUUGGCAAGUUCACUGCGGGUAUGACUUCUACUCAAAGGAGCGAAGAGAUGAAUACGAUGUUCAAAAUGUACUUGACAUCCAAAACAAGAUUACGUGCAUUAUUAGAAGUUGUUGCAAAAGUCAACAAUAAGAAGGUGCAAAAAGAGAGGGAAAAUGACUUGAAAGAUAUUCAAACUACUCCAGUCUUGUAAACAACCACUUUCAUUGAGACAUAUACAUCAAAAAUCUAUACUCAAAAUAUUUUAAAGAUAUUUGGGGAAGAAGUGGCUAAUUGCUUUAAUUUUAUUAGGGAGACAGCUGAAGAUAAUGGACAGAUUGCAACCUUUAAGGCGGCAAUCCCAGGGACCGGAACUAAAUCCUACUUAGUGAAAUUCAAUUGCCAUGGCAAUUCUAUUUCUUGCUCUUGUCACUUCUUUGAGAGGAUGGGCCUUCUUUGUAGGCAUGUCCUGAAGAUUUUUAUGGUCAAAGAUGUGUUUAAAAUCCCUCCACAAUAUAUAAUGAAGCGUUGGCCCAAGGAUGCAAAGAAGGGAGUUUUUCUUGAUGACAUUGGGGAACAAAUUCAAGUAACAUCUGAACUACCACGCUCCAUUAUAUAUGACGAGGUUAUGCGGACAAGUCGAUCUUUUGCCAAGCGUGCUUCACAAAAUGUAGAGGGUUAUGAGUUUAUAAUGUCCAUAAUAAAAAAUGGAAUUCAUCAAUUUGAUGAAAUGUUCAUGUGCAAGAGAGGUCCACAUGAUAAUGUCAUGAUCCAUGUCAAUGAAGAUGCCAAUUCUGCUAGUUGUUGUAACACACCAAGUGCAAGUAAUCAUUGUCCUAACGUCCUUGAACCUUCACGAGCAUGGACAAAGGGACGACCGGCCACUAAAAGAAUGAAAGCUCGGUCUGAGGGAUGGAAGAUGAUAAAAAGGACAUGCACAGUAUGCAAUGACAAAAGGAACUGCCCGUCAUUUGUUUCUGAUAGGUACAACUACAUACCUGUACAUUAUUUUUAUUUGCAAUUGUAUUAUCCUCACUAUUGUUGAUGUAUUUGAUUUACACUUGUAUUAGCUUCAAUUUAAUUGCUAACAUAUGAAUUUAUCUUCCUCUUACAACGCUAAGGACAAAACACAUUGUAUACUUCGGAUCCAUAAGAAGUGAGUUGAUGGUAAGAUUCACUCGCAUUAAAUCCAUCCAUAUAGGAAUGGUAAUGUUUUGUUGUGUUAACACAUCAUAUGCUUAUUUGAAAAAAAAAUUUUAAAGAACCGUCUAAUUGGAAUAGUAUCCAUCAAAAUAUAUUUAAAAAUUGAAUUCGACUUGCAGCCUGGUUGAUUUAAAGUUUGACUUAUGAUCUGCUGUUGUCAUCUUGGCAAUAGUUGUUCAUCAAUCGAGAAGAUAUGAAUUCCUUGAAGAUCUUGUGUCGCAGAAAGUGAAAGCAAGUUGCAGAUGCUUUAAUUCCUUCUCUCUCUUAUGCAGAAGAUUUUUUUGUUGCAUGUGUGUACUUAUUGUAUGCUGAAGAUUUUUCCUUCUCUCUCUAGUGGUUCUUGCUGCUAGUCCAUGUGGAACAAAUUCUCUCUCUCUCUCUCUUUAAUGUCUUUAUAUGGAUAAUCUCUCUCUCUCUCUUUAAUGUCUUCAUAUGUAAUCUCUCUCUCUCUCUCUCUCUCUCUCUCUCUCUCUCUCUAAUAUCUUCUUGGUGGUUCCUGAUAUGGACCUCUUUGCAUUUGGAUUUCUUAAGCGUGACGGUUUCAUAAGAUUAAUAGGGAAGCAGUUGCUAUACAUCAAAACCAUUUAUUAGUUGGUAAACCUUCUAAUGAGUUCUACACCUGAGAAUUUCAUGAAUCCUGUUAUAAGAGAGAAGAACUACAAUGCUUUGGACAACAAGAAGUUGGCUUGCAUUUGUGAGAAGUUCAAGGAUUCACCAGACAGGUUGUUGGGGAGCUCGGCAAGCCCAAAUUUGAAGAAAACUGCACAAAAGAGGUCAAUGGAUGCGUUGAAGUAAUUGAAGGACCCCAGCUGAUGAAUUUGCCAGGAAGAAGGAUGGCCUUAGAGGAUUCUUAAAGUUCAUUUAUUUUUAUUUACUUUUUAUACCUUUUUGAAAUAGAUAUGUUUUUUGCAUGUAGGAACUUUUUGCAUUGGACUGCCAUUGUUGUUUGUUUAUUUCUGGGAAAUUUGGAAGCUUUCCUGAGUAGUGUUGACCAUGUUUUGGCAUGUUAUUUCAGUGGUGCAAAUUGAACAUGCAUUUCUUA
This is a messenger RNA of Amborella trichopoda, 5497 nucleotides long. Lineage: Eukaryota; Viridiplantae; Streptophyta; Magnoliopsida; Amborellales; Amborellaceae. The record is from RefSeq and is a predicted model, not a curated record.